AUGGCGAGAUCAACAAUAGACUCGCCUGCCGUGGUGCGGAGAAAGAGACAACGGCGCGUUGCCGACGAGGAUCGGAAGCGGUCAGCCCGCGCAGAAAGAUCGCCCGGGCCUCCAGAUGUCACUCUGGCAUCCCCAUUCUCCGUUCAUGGGCCAAUGGUGACGCCUGACAACAUUGGCGAUACCCCUCGGGAUGAUGCUCCCGUGGAUAACCAAGGGGAAAUACUCUCACCUUCCUCCGCAUUAUCCCAGGGUCUCGCUAAACACGUUAUUGCUGACCAUUCUAAGAGAGUACCCUGGCCGAAUAUCUUGUCCCGACUUCGGGAGGCCUUCUCUCUCGAUCCCCAAGCCGCCCCAGAGGAACGAGAUAUGGUUGCUAUGCAAGCCCGUAUGAUCUGUCCAAAGGCACUUCACCCUUCAGAACUUUUGAGGCUGCGGGAGGUCACCGACGCCUUUCCUCCCCGUCCGGUCGCUGACUUUCUUUUCUCUGUUUUCACCAAACAUGCAACGGAUACUUUCUUCUAUUUUGACCAGGCGCAAUUUCUAGCCGAACUCGAUCAGUUCUACACUGACACAUCUUCACCUCUGAGAUUCGACUCGGCCUUCAUUUGUCUCGCAAUGGCCACUUUCGCCUUGGCUAGCCAGUGGACGCCCAUGGAACGGCCCGAAAGCUCUGACAUUGAAGAGCAACGAAGCAAUGCCGAUCUUGGUCGGGUAUUUUAUUGUCACGCUAGAACGUUAAUACCCGAUAUAAUAGAUCGGCCCUGCUUGAGAUCAAUUCAGGCGCCUUUCGUCUUAGGCGUGUAUUUGCUGCCGGCGAGCGCGGUUGGGUCCUCGUAUGUCUACAUGGGCUUAGCAUUACGCAAGGCCUUGGCAUCCGAUCUUCAUCUACAUUCAGAAGAUCAAGGAAUAGGUGAUCGAGAAAGGGAAGUGCGACGGCGGCUUUGGUGGUGUACAACGAUUAAGUUGAAUCGACCUCGCUCUGUGAGCACCGAUAUAAUCACAGUACCCUCUCCGGCGCCAUAUCCGCCGCUCGACCGGUCACAAAUUUUUAACAACAUAGAUUGCCAAAUAGCCUACACUCGACUGGUAAUGAUUCUUGAUCAAAUUGCCGAUAUUGGAGAGGGCUCGGUUGAACAGACGGACCUUUCUUAUGCCCAGUGGGAAGCAAGUCUCAAGGAAUGGAAAAAAUCCUUGCCUUCGGAUUUCAAACUCGAUCAAAUUGAUCCCAAGACCUCCAGAUAUCGCACAGUUCUCCAUCUCCAUCUAAAUUACUACUACGCGUGGAUUACUAUGGGCAAGGUUGCGCUGGUUACAGUUGCUCGAACCCACCUGCGACAACACUUGCACCCUGAAACUUCAGCGCCAAAACUUUGUGAUAGGAUCAGAAAACAUGCCAAGGCUUGUAGCAAAGCCGCGCGGAAACUUUUACAAUUAUUUGAGAGCUUAACUCGGACCCAGAAGAUCACACGAUUCUCUUUCACUGAUUUUCAAGGCUGCAGCAUUGCGACUAUUGUGACAUUGGUUGCUGGUAUAAUAGAACGUGAUUCUGGAUACCAUUCCCGAGUGGCUUUCGGCUUGGAUUGUCUCACUAAAAUGGCCACUGGCAACAUGACGGCAAAGAUGGGCGUCAGAUUUGUUCAAGCAAUUCAAUCUAUUACGACCGAAGCUGCGGAUAAACUGAGUCGCGCCACUUCCCACAAAAAUUGGCCUGGGCAUGACUUGGACACAUCCGUCGCUCUUGGUUAUAACCAAUGGAACGAAUGGCUCACGGUACAAGAGCGUUCGUCCAGCGAUGCAGCGUCAACACAGCAAGCUGCGUUUGAGUAUUUGGAAUCAACAAUUGGCGGCCUCUCCUCAUGGCAGUCCCCGGAGGAGCAGUUGUGCCACUCGAACUCCUUUAUGCCGAAAAGCUCUACAGAAUUUUCAACAGUCCCUGGAGUAUCGGAACUUGGGGAGCCCCAUUACUUCUCGGCUCUUUAUGCAGAUGAGCAGACAUUACUGAUGGGUUUGACUGGAAUUGAUGCCUUGGACUUUUCCAGCCUGACAAGUCAAUUAUAG
This is a messenger RNA of Penicillium atrosanguineum, 2058 nucleotides long. RefSeq names its product fungal specific transcription factor domain-containing protein. Gene Ontology annotation, biological process: DNA-templated transcription. Gene Ontology annotation, molecular function: DNA binding; zinc ion binding. The record is from RefSeq and is a predicted model, not a curated record. The coding region runs from base 1 to 2058 and encodes 685 amino acids. The transcript is spliced from 5 exons. NCBI's taxonomy places the organism in Eukaryota, Fungi, Ascomycota, Eurotiomycetes, Eurotiales, Aspergillaceae.